UGAAGGCGAGAAAGACAGAAAGACAAAGAGAGUCAGGAAGCAUCUGGUCAACAGAGUGGAGAUACAGCAGCGACUCGAGAUCAGGACUUUGGAGAGCGCAGCGGACAGAGCAAAAAUCUGACAACUUCCUCUAGAGUACAUGUGUAAAGCGAUGUUACAACGAACCGGCCCCCAGCUGCUUUUCCUAAUAGCCCUGUGCAGUGUGUUAUACUCCCGGACUCUGAGUCUGCCGUACACAUCCAUGAGACCGACGAGACACGCAGACGGUCUGUUCACCAGCGGAUACAGCAAACUCCUCGGACAGCUAUCAGCGCGGAGGUACCUGGAGUCUCUGAUCGGGAAGCGGGUCAGUGAUGAGCUGAUGGAGGAGCCAGUGAAGCGCCACUCAGACGCAAUCUUUACAGACAACUACAGCCGCUUCCGCAAACAGAUGGCCGUCAAGAAGUACCUGAACUCAGUCUUAACAGGAAAGAGAAGCCUAGAAGAUCCUGGAACCAGCGACUUGGAGGAGUCCAGGGACGAACCAAACUCUUUCCAGGAGAGCUACAAUGACAUCAAUGUGGAUCACCUCCUAAACAACCUUCAACUGCCACUUUGAGGAGGGGCCCAUGCUGGAGUGAAUACCUCAAGUCAUCUUCAUGAAACCGCCCAUUCCAAAACCAACAGAGUAUUAAUCCAAAGGACAUUUGAAAGUCAAAUCAACCAAUGAUGAUGUGUUCUCCAAUGUGGUUAUCUAUCUAUUCAUACACACAGUACAUGUUUACACUGUAUAUAUACAGUAUAUAUAUACUAAUCACUAAAGAUUUUGGGCCAAAGACUGCGGGCCGCACUGAGCAACAUGCAUGUCCACGAGCAGUUUGGUCAUCAGCGUUUGAAAAUGACAACUGGCAACAGUAAAUAUAAACAAAAUAACUAUGUUUACUUUCUUUGUUCCAUUUAUUUUUAAUGGAAUCAUUUUCUUAUAACUUUUUAUGUAGUUACCACUGUCCUAUUAAAUUUGAGUGAAAUUUGUCCCAUCAACCUUCAGUGAAACGUUUGACCCAUUGAAUGUCAAUAGAACAGCAUUUACUUUCAGUAGCGUACCUUUCCCAUUGAUUUUCAGUGGAUCUACUGUAACCUUAGUUUUAAGUGACCAAGGUUUGUUCAGUUAACUUUGAAUGAAAAAAUAAGUCUGAUUGAAUUCUUGUGAAAUUUCACUCACAUUAAAUCUCAAUGGAGAAUGUGUCCAACUAACCUUCAGUGCAACACUAGUACUAUCGGCUUUCAGUGGGAAUCAUUGCUUUGCAGAAAUUUAACUUCAACAGAACCAUUUAGUAUUAAUCAGAAGAUACUUGUAUACUAUAAAAUGGAAUUUUGCUGCUGCCCUAUUAAAUUUGAGUGAAAUUUGUGCCAUCAACUUUCAUUUGAACACUUGACCCAUUGAACAUCAAUGGAGCAGCAUUUACUUUUACUUUUCUAUUGAAUUUUAGUGGAUCUGUUGUGACUUUGGCAUUAAGAAGAAACCAACAUUUGUUCAAUUAACUUUGAAUGGACCAUCUGUGUGAUUGAAUUUUGACUCAUAUCCACUAACAAGUACUUCCAUUAACUUUCAAUGGAGAACUUGUACAAAUAAUAUUCAAUGAAACACUAGCACUAUGAGCUUUCAGUGAAAUCACUGCUUUAUUAAAAAAGAAAAAUCACUGGACUAUUUGUCACAUUUUGUUUCAAGAUAACUGUUCUAUUAACUUUCAGUGGAAAGAUUUCUCCCGAUAACAUUCAGUGAACUAACUUCUAUAAAAUUUGAGUGGAAAUUGAAAUGACUUUCAGUUAAACAUUUGCCUUGUUGAACGUCAAUGGAACAGCAUUGAUUUUUAUGUAUUCAUUUUGUUUUCAGUGUAUCUAUCCCUUUAGCUUUAAGUUAAACAUUUGUGAAACAACAGUUAACUUUAAAUGGAACAUCUGUCUAAUUGGAUUCUGAUUAAUUGAACUAAUAUUAACCAAUAGUUCCAUUAACUUUCAAUGGAGAACUCUAGCACCAUUGGUUUUCAGUGGAAUCUGUGCUUUAUAAAAAUUAUAUUGCCUCAUUUACCGUUAAUAGAACAAUAGCUGCAUACAAUUACAAUGAAACAUUUGAUUGAUUCCAUUUCAUUGGGAAGAUAACUUUCCUCACAUGUAUUGUUCGAUUACAAAUGGGACAACAAAUAGGGACAAGUUUCAACAGAACAUCUGUUGUGUUAAGUACAAAUAAGCCGUUGUCACAUCCAUUUUCAACGGUGCAAUCAUGAUGUAAGUGCCGACUGAAUUGUUUUAGAGAAUCCAAACAUGGUCAUUUGAUGAUUAAAAAAAAGAUACAGGAGAAAGAGGAAGUGGAAAACAUUUUGAAUGGACGCUGAUGCAUAUAAUCACUUUAUACUAUUCAAUAUGUAGAGCAAAGACGUUAUAACUGAGCAUAGACCUGCCUUUAGUGCAUAUAGUGAUGUACACCACUCACCAAAUAAAAUAUAUUGUUUUAUUUUUCAAA
Messenger RNA from Dicentrarchus labrax (European seabass), 2500 nucleotides. RefSeq names its product vasoactive intestinal peptide (gene vip). The record is from RefSeq and is a predicted model, not a curated record. The coding region runs from base 140 to 598 and encodes 152 amino acids. Lineage: Eukaryota; Metazoa; Chordata; Actinopteri; Moronidae. Gene Ontology annotation, cellular component: extracellular region; perikaryon; neuron projection. Gene Ontology annotation, biological process: adenylate cyclase-activating G protein-coupled receptor signaling pathway; positive regulation of protein catabolic process; positive regulation of endothelial cell proliferation. Gene Ontology annotation, molecular function: neuropeptide hormone activity; peptide hormone receptor binding. The transcript is spliced from 6 exons.